AUGGGCCUCGUCUCGUUGAUGACGCCAGCCCAGGGCGAGGCAUGCACAAGAGCGCCACGACGUUCAGCUCUGGAUAUCGACCUACACACAAACUGCAUCUCUUUGCGUUCCGAAUUGUCUGGCCAUCAGGAGGCGGAGGUGCUUUCAGUGGUAGAAGAAGCGAUCGGAGCUCUCAAUGUAGGCUCCCCAACCUCGGUGGCCUUGGAUCGUAUCGGCAGUCUACUUCUCGUGCCUACCUGCACCCUGUCCGUCGCCUCUCAAUUCAAGCCGGUCCUGCUGGAUCUGUUUGUUCGAGCCUUGCACCAAUCUCAUGGCAGCAAUAGACCCAAUCUGGAAGCCCUGGUAAAGAUUCUACACGCAUUUGCUCUGCUUAUUGAUGUCUUUCCGCCAGAGAUUUACGAGCUCUUGACCGCAUUUGUCAGCAGUCCAGCCUUCCUCACACUGCCUUCGAUGGUUUCAACAGCAUCAACUGAAGUGCGCAAUCAGGUGCUUUUGGAUCUUUACAGACUGGUUGCAGCUGCACCGAACGCGCUCUCUGGUCAAGUCGGACAUUUCUACACCCAAUGGGCCCAUCGCAUUGUUCUCGCUACGGACACAUCAGAUCUGCUUGCAACGCGCUUGCUCGCUCUUCACUUCUUCACCAUGCAGCAGCGCAUCAGUGAGAAAGGACGACUCGAACUUCAGCAAAGGUGCCUUGAUUCGAUCGGCGUUGGCUCUUGCAUCCCAAACAAUAUCGAUGCCGUAGCAUCACUUGCUUUCGAGUCACUUGGUAUCAACCUGUGGACGCUCGAAACCGAAGAAUUCGUACGCAAACAACGCAACCGAUCCUCAUUUUCAAGCCGCAAGGUGGCCUUUAUGCCAUCAUUCCCCUAUGAUCCGCAUGUCCCCGUCGCAACUGCGACGGACAACAAACGGAUUGCGCUCUCUCCCGACGACCUGUCACCUCAGGUCUGUUGCCUCGGCGGUGUCCUACUCACGCGCUCUCGUCGCUACACUGCUGUUAAUAACGCCAUCCCCGUCAAUGACCGAUUCAUCGAGACCACGGGUAUCUCCCCUUCGCUCUCGGAACUCGCCGUCCGCCUGAGUCUCAACUAUCCGGUCCUCCUAUCUGGUCCCCCCUCGAGCGGCAAGUCGAGCUUGAUACGACACCUCUCUCAGGUGCUCAAAGGCCCUGAGUCAGCCUCGACGCCAAGCCAUCUCCUCACUAUUCAACUCGGUGAUCAGUCUGGUAUCGACGCCAAGCAGCUCCUUGGCUCGUUUGUUUCGAGUCCCACGGAGCCAGGCAAGUUUGAGUGGACCGAAGGCGCCCUUACGCGAGCUCUGCGCCAAGGUAAAUGGAUCGUCCUCGAGGACAUUGAUAAGGCAGGCUCUGAGGUUCUCAGCAUCGUAGCGCAGAUCGUAGAGCAGCUUGGCCCCACCAAAGCUCUUGGAUCACGCAUCUCCAUCGAUCUCGGCAGUCGCGGCAAGGUCCCUGCAGGUGAUGGUUUUGCCUUUUUCGCUACAAGAUGCAUCGCCUUUUCGUCUAGAAACACAGCUUCACCUUCCAGUGCCGCUUUCCUUGGCAGCUCGCACUGGUCCGAAGUCUUCAUCACCUCACCCAGUCCAGACGACGUGAACAGCAUCCUCAGAGGCAAAUUUCCUCAUCUCACCUGCCAGCAAAGUUCUUUCGUAGAUCGCUUGGUCACCACGUGGUACAAGCUUCAACAUGCAACACAGCCCUCGACCACUUCUUCGCAGGCGACCGCCAAGGGUGUAGGCUCCAGUUCCGGUAGCGUACGCACCGCUACCUUGCGCGAUCUCGUCAAGUGGUGUCGUCGCGUCGAACAUCUCUUGUCUGGCGAGCAUACUACGCUCUCGGAUCCCCUCAGCAAUCCGGUUCAGCAAGAGGAGAUCUUCAUCGAAGCUUGUGACAUUUUCCUUGGUUCUGUGCCUCCAGCUCAAGAUGUGCUUGCAACUCCAUCGCAAUUGUUGAAAGCAGCUAACGGUAAGAUUUCGGAUCGCUACGGUUCGCUUGUCGAAAUGCUUGCAGAAGAGCUUGGCUUGACCAGCGAGCGCGCGUGGUGGGCGCUAAAGCAGCGCAUCCCAGAGCUCUCUGUGAAGGCAGACGAAUCUUCAUCCAGCCUCAACCUGAUGGGUCAGACAGUCGACUCAGCCCCCAGUCUUAUCCGUGUCGGUCGCUGCGAAUUACAGCGUCGAUCUAAGGCUACCGCGAAGAGAGCCGCUCCAGUCUCCAGAAAGUUCGCCAUGACGAAACCUUCCCUGCUAUUGCUCGAAAAGCUGGCAGUAGCCACCGCUCUGGCCGAACCCGUUCUCCUCGUCGGAGAGACGGGUACAGGCAAGACCACCGUCGUCCAACAUCUCGCAUCGCUCCUUGGGCAACCUAUGGUAGCGCUCAACCUCAGUCAACAGACCGAGAGCGGCGAUCUGCUCGGAUCUUUCAAGCCGCUUGACCCCAAAAUUCCUGCCACCGAGCUUCAUGAUGAGUGGAGCUCCCUUUUCGCUCGCACCUUUUCGGCUCGUCGGAAUGCUCGCUUUGUCGACGCUGAGCGCAAAGCCUUCGUUGCGGGCAAAUGGUCACGCUUGGCUCUCCUUUGGCGCGAAUCAGCCAAGAUGGCGUCGCAACGAAAACGAGUCACGAACGGGACCUAUGCCCGGGACACGCCCAACGGAGACGUUACGACCGCGGAUGCGGAAGGCCGUCCAGGAUCUGGUUCCAGGAAGAAGCGCAAGACCGAUCGAGGCGCUGCUGAAGGCUCGCCUGCCGACAUUGACGAUGCAAGAGCCGAGGCGGAGCUCGAUCGCGAAUGGGUCGAGCUUGACGCAAAAGCGAGGGACUUUGGCGUUCAGCACGGUAGCAACAAGAAGAACCUCGUCUUUUCUUUCGUCGAGGGUCCUUUGGUCAAAGCGCUUCGUAACGGCGACUGGAUCUUGCUCGACGAGAUCAAUUUGGCCGCCGCCGAGACUCUCGACAGCCUCAAUGGCCUCCUCCAGUCUCCCACCUCCAGCAUCACCCUCACAGAUCGCGGUGAUCUCGAACCCAUCCCGAGACAUCCCAACUUCCGUCUGUUUGCGUGCAUGAACCCCGCCACUGACGUGGGCAAGAAGGACUUGCCUGCGAGUCUGCGAUCGCGCUUCACCGAGCUCUACGUACCGAGCCCAGAUGCUGACCGUGAUGCGCUCACUGCUAUAGUGGAAAAGUACAUUGGCGAGCACACCCUUGGCGAUCGAGGCGCAAUCAUGGACGUCGCCGAAUGCUACGCCGAGAUUCGCCAAUUGGCCCAGCAGCACCAGUUGGCCGACGGCGCCAACCAGCGACCGCACUUUUCCAUCCGAACGCUAUCACGGGCUUUGACUUUCGCCACUGACAUUGCACCUCAAUAUGGUCUCCGACGCAGUCUUUGGGAAGGCUUCAUCAUGGCAUUCACACUUCUCCUGGACGACGCCAGUGCCAGGACAGUGCGUGCCAUCGUUGAGCGCUACACCCUUAGCAAGGCCAAGAACGCUCGUGCAAUUGCGACUUUUGUGCCGCCAGCACCCAAGGGUGCCUCAGAAGGCGAAUUCGUUCAAGUUGGGCCCUUCUGGCUUGCCACUGGUCCCGCACCACUUGAUGUUGCCGAAGACUACAUCUUGACGCCCUCGGUCCAGAGCAAGCUUGUAGGCCUCUCUCGAGCCGCAUUGACCCGUCGAUCUCCUGUUCUUAUCCAGGGUCCUACCUCUGCAGGUAAAACGAGUGCGGUCGAGUAUCUGGCACGUCGCACUGGUCAUCGAUUCGUCCGCAUCAACAACCACGAACAUACGGACAUCCAAGAAUACAUUGGUUCUUACGCUUCGGACCCCGAUUCGGGCAAACUCAGCUUUCAGGAGGGCCUGCUCGUCAAGGCCUUACGCAGAGGAGACUGGAUCGUCUUGGAUGAGCUCAACCUGGCACCUACCGAUGUACUUGAGGCGCUCAACCGUCUGCUCGAUGAUAACCGAGAGCUGGUUAUUCCCGAAACAGGCGAAGUCAUCAGACCGCACCCUCAUUUCAUGCUCUUUGCCACCCAGAACCCUCCGGGUCUUUACGCUGGACGAAAAGUUUUGAGUCGAGCCUUCCGCAACCGGUUUCUCGAGCUGCACUUUGACGACGUUCCUCGUGUAGAGCUUGAGACCAUCUUGACGAACAGAUGCAAGAUCGCUCCGUCCUACUCCUCUCGCAUCGUCGGUGUCUUUGAAGAGCUGCAGAAGCGUCGACAGGCCGGCCGUGUCUUUGAGACAAAGCAAGCCUUUGUGACGCUGCGAGACCUUUUCCGCUGGGGAAAUCGCGAGGCUAUUGGCUAUCAGCAGCUGGCAGAGAAUGGCUACAUGCUCAUUGCCGAGCGAGCACGUCGCACGGAUGACAAGAACAUCAUCAAGGAGGUCAUCGAAAAGAUCAUGCGCGUCAAGCUCGAUGUCGAUCGCAUGUAUCUGCUCGAGGGUCAUGAGAGCGCGGCGACUUUGGCUCGCAUUGGCAAAGGACUUGGCAGUUCUAUUCUCAGCACGCUGUCUAGUACCAGCAUUGUAAAGACAUCUGCAUUCCAGCGAUUGCUUUGCCUUGUCGCCACGUCUUUGCGAUACAACGAGCCGGUCCUCCUCGUCGGCGAAACGGGUGCGGGCAAGACGUCAGUUUGCGAGGUGCUUGCCACUGCUUUUAACCGCGAGCUACACUGCGUCAAUUGUCACCAAAACACCGACACUGCUGAUCUGCUGGGUGGACAGCGUCCUCUCCGUAACCGAGCCGCUCAGCAAACUUUGGCGAAGGCUGCCUGUAUCGAUGCUCUCAAUUCUCUGGAGAUCUUGCACGACUUGCACGAAGAGAGUAAGCUUGAAGAUGUCUCCUCGUUCAUCGAGGCGGUCUUGUCCAGAGAGCCCCAACAGCUCGCAUCGCUCGACGAGUUGCAGAAAGACGCAGCGCGACAGACGCUACAAACUGCUCUGCGCUCCGUAUAUCAAGCCUCUGCAUUGUUUGAAUGGCAAGACGGUCCCCUGGUACAGGCAAUGCGAGCUGGCGAUCACAUUCUGCUCGAUGAGAUCUCGUUGGCCGACGACAGUGUCUUGGAGCGUCUGAACAGUGUGUUGGAGCCUGCAAGGACACUGGUCUUGGCAGAGAGAGCCACUUCAUCCAGUCAACUCAAUUCAGAAGCCGACAUCUCAACAUCGCAGAUCAUUGCUGCGGAUGGAUUCCAGGUCCUCGCCACCAUGAAUCCUGGUGGUGAUUACGGUAAGAAGGAGCUGUCACCCGCGCUUCGCAAUCGUUUCACCGAGAUCUGGGUACCUCAUGUCGAUAUUCGCAACGAUCUGAUCCAGAUCAUCAGCGCGCAGUGGAAAGAUGCUAGACUGUUAGGAUGGACGGAGCCAAUCAUCGACUUCUCUGAUUGGUUCGUCCAUCAGAUUGGUGGACGUGAUCAGUCUGGACUGGGUCUGCGAGAUCUGCUGGUCUGGGCAUCGUUCAUGAACGAACUUUCCGUCAAAACUUCCCUCGAUCCAGCCUUGGCAUUCGCUCAUGGUGCCUCUCUGACCAUAAUCGAUGGCUUGGGCGCCCUACCUGCUACGGCCGCCAUGACCGCUGCCGGCUUGGCUCAGCUUCGAGGCCGCUGCCUUUCCAAGGUCGCCGAGAUGAUCGCGCCACACGAGUACAAUCCCGAGCUUUCGAGCCUGUUUGAAGUGGAUGUCUCCGAUGAGCAAUUACGCAUCGGUCCCUUCACCAUUCCGCGUGGAAGCAGCCGGCUGGCCUCACAAGGCUCAGGCUCGUUUAGCUUUGGUGCAAAGACGUCCGCGUCCAACGCCAUGCGUGUUCUUCGAGCACUGUCUGUGCCUGGCAAGUCGGUGUUGCUUGAAGGCAGUCCAGGAGCUGGCAAAACCAGUCUUAUCACCGCUCUGGCAGUUGCGGCCGCUCGACCGCUCACCCGUAUCAAUCUAUCCGACCAGACCGAGCUUGUGGAUCUCUUUGGUUCAGACAUGCCUUUAGAAGGUGGUGGUCCGGGCGAAUUUGCCUGGCGCGAUGCCGCUUUCCUCACCGCAAUGCAGCAAGGCGAAUGGGUGCUGCUCGAUGAGAUGAACCUCGCCUCCCAAGCCGUUCUGGAAGGUCUCAACUCGUGUCUCGACCAUCGUGGAACUGUCUAUGUGCCCGAGCUGGGACGCUCUUUCACCAAGCAUCCUGACUUCCGCAUCUUUGCCGCUCAAAACCCUCAUCACCAGGGCGGUGGCAGAAAGGGUCUUCCAAAGUCGUUCCUCAAUAGAUUCAUCAAGGUGCACAUCGAAGAGCUCACGGACGAAGACAUUCUCGCCAUCAGCUCGCAUCUUUAUCCAAAUUUUGAUGCGGGACAGCUUCAAAAGAUGAUCCAGUUCAACUUCGCGCUCCAUCACGAAGUGGUUGUCAAGCAUUCCUUUGGUAGGAUUGGAGCACCUUGGGAAUUUAACCUGCGAGAUCUCAUGCGCUGGCUCGAUCUGCUACAUUCCGAUCUGGGGCUCAACAUGAUUGGAGACCCGAUCGAGCACCUCGCUUCCCUCUACCUUCAGCGCUUCCGCACGAGCUCCGAUCGCCAAGCAGCACGCGAACUCUUCCGCAAGUCAUUUGGCGGUCACUCCGCACAAAAUUCGCGCAUCUUGUCUACAGUGACCGCUGGGCAUUUGCGAAUUGGUCAUGCUGUUAUGCCGCGCAAGCCUGCAUUGACUGCUACAAGACACCGUCUCGUGCUCUUGCAGAGCCAGCUACCCGUGCUCGAGGCUCUGAUGGACUGCGUGCACAAAGAAUGGCUUGCGAUCCUUGUAGGGCCUACUGGUAGCGGCAAGACGAGCAUCGUUCGACUGCUUGCUCAGCUGGCUGGAGCGCGACUGGAGGAAUUUCAGAUGAACUCGGGCACCGACACAAUGGACCUCAUUGGCACUUUCGAGCAGUAUGAUCCUCAAGGUCGGACCCGGCACGUGCUUAGCGCACUGCUGCUCGAGAUGCAGCGAUGUUUCGAAAGGAUUGCAGCGUCAGACAACGAGCACUUUGCUGCUUUUCUCGCUGCUCGCGACAUGCUCGAGACAGCUGUCGUGUCUCCCGCAGGCGCAUUCAAUACUGAGAGCCUGUCGACUUCGAUUGAGGCCGUUCAAAUUGCCGCAACUCAAAUCAAUGACGUUGCCUUGCGUACUGCGCUCGAGGAUGCAUUUGCACUGGCGAUAGAACUGCGCUCGCAAGACUCCCAAAAAGCGACCGGCCGAUUUGAAUGGAUUGAUGGACCUCUUCUCCGGGCAUUGCAAGAAGGCCACUGGCUCAUGCUAGACAACGCCAAUCUUUGCUCGGCAUCCGUGCUGGAUCGGCUGAACUCGCUCUUUGAAGUCGACGGCUCUCUCGUGAUAAGCGAACGUGGUGUCGUCGAUGGCAAAGUGCCUGUGAUACGACCUCAUCCCAACUUCCGCGUUUUCAUGUGCUUGGAUCCGAAACACGGCGAGCUUUCUAGAGCCAUGAGGAAUCGAGGAAUCGAAAUCGCCUUGAUACCGCACCGAGAUGCAGCAUCGAGCGAUGUGAAGAGACUCACACAACUCUGCGGUGUCGAUUCAAUCACGCCAUCCGGCACCACGUCUUUGACUCAAAGAUUGCUCAUGGAUGCAUCACUGCGCGCACAAUUGGUGCAACGUGGUCUUGAAGAACAAGACGCUCUGGACGUCGACACUUCGCUCGCGGAGAGUCACCGAGAGGCGGCGAUCUGGGCCACCGGUCAGCUGAUGCUGACGAAUGCAUGGCUAGCAUCGGCUUCCUUGCCUCUGUUCCUGGCAGGAGUGCAAGAAUCUGGUUCGGAAGCACGAACAUCUCUGCUGGUCCGUCUCAGCUCUCCCAAGGCCCUGUUGCUGACUUGGCAGGUGAUGAGCCGAUGCCUGCCAUCAGUGUCAAGUAGCACUUCCGUCUUGUUGCAGGAGGUCAUUUCGUCCCCAACGCGCCUUCUGACAUUCCGACAAGCGCUUCAGUGCAAUCUGGUCGACACGAAUCGUAUCUCUUCAGAGCUUGGAGAUGCUUUCGCUUUGGACUUGCGCUACGACGACAAUUUGCUCCGCCUUCUCGAAUCGCAGAGUCCGCCUACGCAAGUCAUUUCCGUCCUUCUUGCCGCUAUGCAUCAACGUCUCGAGGCGCAGCAAAUCUUGGAGAGAGCUUCUACUAAGCGUAUGCAAGACCUCAGCAUUUUGGAACGCUCGGCAAGACUUAGCAGCACUGCCAUGGUUCAUGAUGAAGACCAGGCGACGACGGCCGUUCGUAACGUCUUCCCCUUGAUCGUUGCUGUACAUAGGAUGGUACUUGCAUCCGUCCAGAGUGAUCGCAUCGCCGCUCUGCCCGCUUCGACGCUUCGUCAAGUCGCCCUCCUUCUGCGCUCAGCCGGCUACUUGCAGAGCCUCUGCAUGGUUUCUGAACUUGAUUUCUCGUCGAUCCAAAUUCUGGUCCGCUUUAUGUCGGAUCUAUUGAGAGAAAUUUGUGCUGGAGGGGUUGACAGCGACUCCAAUUUGACUCAAACGAUCGAAACCUUGGGAGGGUCCCUGGAGCUCACGUCAGGCAAGGCACUGUUCGCAAUCUGGUCCCUCUUCGGUGCAGACGAAGGUAUGCAGACCAAUCUGUACCGUCUCAUCUGCGAUGAGCUGACGCGACUUCCCGCUGCUGCCGGCGGCGACCUGCUUAAGAAUGCCCUGGAUGUUGCGGCCACGCUCUGUAUCGCAGGCAAGCAGUCUGCUGCGCCUUCGCAGUGGAGGGACAUGAUGCAAUUGGGAUGGCAGACGCUCAAGAUGAUCCGGUCCUACAGCAACAAAGAAGCCAUACAGAGUCAGAUGCAGGCCGCUGUGAAGUCUGCAGCAACCGCAACCGCCGAGGCUACGCUUCUCAAUCUUUCAGAAGUGUCGAUCAAGACACCCAGCUGUCUCGAAGGCAAGUCACAAAUGAACAGGAUGAAGCUAAUCAUGCAGCUCCUCGAAUCACAUCAUAUGCCCUCGGUCCAAGCUGCUGCUGCCCCAUGCAAAUCGGCUUUGUGGGCCUUGGAGUCCGGUUCCGCCCCGUCGAAUGCACUUCUGUCAGAUUUCAGCUGGAUCCGACGUUUUUGGCCCGGAGACGCAAGCCAAGCCACAACAAGCCAUGGACCUGCCCACAUGUUGCGGCCUGCUACCCUGCACGCCUUGCUAGAGUCACGCUUUGGCGCCAGAUCUCUCAUCGAAAAGGCACUGCACGAUGCGACGGUAGCUCGAAUGGUCAAGAGCGUCAGUGCGGCGCUGCCUGCAAGCUCGCCGUCCCGCGAGAAGAAGCUGGUCAGCAUCUUGGCUCGCUUCAUCUCUCUCAUCUCCGAGACGCUGUACAAUGCAGCUCUCAAGGAUUUGACCGAGUUUGCACUUCCAUCAUGGAAGCCUGUUUAUGGACUGCGCGACUGCAGCGUGGUCCUCAAAGAUCUGUUGGAAAGCGGCCAAGGGAGGCUGUCAGAAAGCACUUCUGCUGCACUCUCCGAAUGGAUUCUUACCCUGGAGAACGAUCUUGAGCCCGCUUUAUCCGAUUCGACCGAAACCAGUGACGCUACGUUGCUGGGACGAGCUUGGAUCUCUGUCUCCUUGAGCCUUAUGCGUCUUUACUUGCCCAAUGUUGCGCUGGACCCAAUCGUAGCGCGCAGGACCAUGGCCGACCUUGGCGAUUUCUGUCGCGCUCAGCUACAGGACGCUUUGGAGCUGGAGAUGUACGCCGAGUCCGUCGUGACGGGGGAGACAGACAAUCACGUCAUUCGCGACUUGCAAGCUCAGAUCCAUGAGACCUGGAUGCAGCUCAAGACGCAAAAUAGCGAGCGUGCCCAAGCUUGGCGAAAGCCAAACCUGAAAUUGCUAUCCCAGUUCUACCGCGAAACGUCAUCGUUCUUGAGGGACGUAUUGACCGUUGAACGAGUGGACAAUCUUGUUCAAGCCUUGCUCAGCGGGCCUUCAGAGCAGGCAGAGCAGCGAGAAGCGAGCUUGCAGGCCAGUUUGCUCUCCUUUGGCGAUCGACUUCGCAAGACGUUUGCCGAGCUUCGUGACAUGGUGGAGCCUAUCGUUGCAUCGCUCCUUCAAUUGCAGCUGGGUCUGCGCCUGGUUCGCCAAGCCAGUCGAGCCGCGUCUGCGCCAGAAGACGUCAAGCAACGCGGUGCUAUUGUCACAGCACUGGUUACUUUCCCCACCGCUCAUAGCACUACACUGCUGCGUCAAGCAGACCUCUCAAAUCAGCUCCAAGCUCGAUCCGAAGUCUCUGCUUCCCUCCUUAUCGUCUCUACGGCAUCGGUUGCAUACGACCACACCUCACUCGGCACCGCUGCUCUGGAGGAUCCCGAGACGAUGCGCAAGGUCAGCCGCGGAUACGAGAGGAUCUUCCAGCUGUGGGCGCUUGACAGAGAGAGGGCGAAGCGCCAAGAAGAAGAAGCUUCUAGCUUGUACAAAUCGCGAAAGAUUGAAGAGUCUAUCGAGUUGGACGCAGAGGCAGAGGAGAAGGAGUUUCGCUCGUUGUUCCCGGAAUAUGACGAAGAUGUCCUAGAAGGCGCCAGACCCGACCCCGCUGCCUCCACCGGACCGGAACAGUCAAAAUACAAAGGCAUGUUGCUGCCACCACCUCGAUUCUUGUCGAUCUUACACGCGCAUAUGGCUAUUUUCGGACCGCCAUUGCUCAAGGCGUCUUCUGAUCUAUACCGUCACGAGCGCGACACUCUUGUCACUAAGCUCAUGCGCCAGCAUCACGAAAAUUGGUCCGAGACUAUCGACAAAGCCGGCGCUGCUUUCGGUCUGUCUGCAGCCAUCGACGAUCAGCUGGCAUCAAAUCAGACUGCCAAAGACUUCAAUUUCUACUUGGACUCGCGCCCAUCAGAAAGCCGAAAAGCGAUUGCCAUCGUCGAGGAGCUACGAACGCGUCUCACCGUGCUUAUUCAGGAAUGGCCGGAGCAAAUGGUCUUGCAGCACAUUCGUGACCGCUGCGAUGCCGUUCUUCGCCUUGAUGCGGCCAGCCCCGUGGCCAAGAUGCUCAGCGCUCUUGAGCAGCUGCUCACCCACACCGAGGAUUGGGAGGGCUUCGCGAGCAAAGAGACGUCGAUCCAGGCAAAUCGUGAGCGCAUCUCUGCUCAGAUUAUCGAGUGGCGGCGUCUCGAGUUGACAUGCUGGGCAGAGUUGCUCGAUACACAGGCACGCACCUUCCGCGAUGAGCUCGGAGAGUGGUGGUUCCGUGUAUACGAAAUUCUCAUCCGCGGUACUCGCGCUGCUUCAGCGGACGGUCCGGUCGCAUUUAAGGCGCACGUCGAGCAGCUUAUCGAUGCCGUUGAUCAGUUCGUUCGCUCCAGCCCCCUCGGUCAAUUCGACGCGCGCCUCUCUCUCCUCGAGUCGUAUGGGCGCUUUAUUGAACACUUGGUGCGUCUAGCGCCACCCAAAGAGAGCCAGGGUCUCAAAGAGGUGGGCACAGUCUUGCAAAACGUCACCACCUUCUUCCGUCAGUUUGACGAGCGCAUCUCGAGUAAUCUCCAUAGCCAACGAGCAGUGUUAGAGAAAGACAUCAUGGGCUUCAUCAAGCUGGCGAGCUGGAAAGAUAUCAACAUCCAUGCGCUCAAGCAGUCAGCACAGAAGACACAUCGACAGCUGCACAAGACUUUGCGCAAAUUCCGAGACAUCCUUCGCCAGCCAGUCGACCCCAUGUUGGCCUCGCACCUCGAUGCCCUCACCAGACGAGAGAUGCCGACGCUAUCCAUGGACUCUCUCAGCCAACGAAGGGUGUUUGGUGUCAACGAGAUGCUCAGCCAGGCUUGGACGCAGGCUGUAUCAUGCGCCAGUCACAACCAGUCGGCGCCUGAGCAUAUUCGAAACAUGUCCAAGACUCUUUCAGUUCUUCAAAACAUGUCAGUCGACCGACUUUGGCCAGCACUGCUUCAACCUACGUCGGUAGCUACCAGCAUUGCCGACUUGGCCGAUGAGAUUGUCGACCGACAGCAGCAGCUGGCUAAGCUGACGCCAGCUUUUUCGAAAGAGGACAACGAGAAAGCAAUCAAGAAUCUGACGGCACGCAAGCGUAAAGCUUGGUCUGAUCUGCUCAAAGAGCUUCGCCGCAUCGGUCUCAGCUCCUUUGCCAAGACCGACAUGGCUGCUAUGAACCAGAGCGUGAUGUUCAUCUACACACGACCAUCUUUGCUUGCAGCCUGCCCUGCAUCAAUCUCGAACGAGCCGUUCUCGGCACUCGAGCGGCUGUUCUUCCGCUUGCUUGCUGCUCUUCCCAAAGUGCGCGACUCGCUGCAAAAUCAUACCCCUGACUUAUCAACGGCUGAGCUGCAGCGUGGCGUCAACUACAUCGAACACGUCACACACCUUGUGUUGAUGGAACGCGAUCGCAUGCAUUUCGAACUACAAACGCUUUCUUUGAUCGAAAGAUUCACUGCGCGAAUGCAAGAUCUGUAUGCCGCGGAUCUGGGCACAGCUUCAAGAGCAUCUCGAUCUGCACCCUUCCAGACUCUGGCCGACUUCCUCGCCCGUCUCGCCAACGCGCUCGGUGAGAUCAAGGCGCAAGCUCCAAAGUUUCUUGCUGCGUCAGCGUUCCAGGCUACUGGCGGCGAUUCUUUCGUUGGACACCUCCCUUCUGUUGCGGCAAAGCUCGAACAAACGGCCAGAUACAUCGAGAGGAUGGCCAAUACAGCACGCAAUGGCGGCAACAGUCUGUUCUUCAUCACAGAGCAAGAGCGAUUCAGUAUUGAAGCGUGCCGCAAGGAUGUGGAAGAUUUGCAGCAGGACCUUUUCGACCACGUCCAGGUCUUGCCCGCACUGGAAGCCCUGCUUCAUCCUGUUUGGGAGUGGACAAGCCAAUCUCUGCCACUGUUCGAUCGAUGUCUUGCCACUUUGACAGCACCUUUGAAAGGAUCCUGUCAGCCUGAGGACCUUGUGCAGCAAGCGAACACCGUUAUCUCCGCGGUGUUGCAGGUGGCUCAAGACAUUCGUCGCACUGGUUCUGCAGCCUCAACCAGACAAGAGGCUUCGGACGAAGGCGCCGAGGAUCUUUCCGACAAGGUGAUUCCGACUGAGCUGCAAAUUCUGCAAUCGCAGCAAGCCUUGUUGCGAUCCUCGUCCGUCCUGUCGGAAGUGGAGAAGCUCUCCCACAUGUCCCAACAGCUUGCCAGGGAUACUGACGUGGAGAAGUUGGUACACGUGCAGCUGACUGGUGUCUACCCCUUCCUUCACGAGUACGCAGAACUGGUACGAGCCCAUCUACUGUCAUCGGCGAACUUCUCGAGGAGUUUGCUCAAGCUUGAUCAUACGCUAUGCCAUCUGUUGACUGCUCUGUCCAGCAAGGGCUUCUGCAAGCCUCCAGAAGAGCAGCAGAACGACGACGAUGGCCAAGGCGAAGACGGCGAGCAGCUCGAAGGUGGCACUGGUCUCGGCGACGGCUCUGGCGCCAAGGACAUCACCGAUCAGAUGGAAGACGACGAUGAGAUCGAAGAAUUGCAGAAGGACGAUCCGGCUGACGAAGGCGACGAGGGAGACAAGACGGAGCGCGAGAAGAAUGCAAAAGAGGCCGAUCAAGACUUUGGAGGAGAUCUCGAAGACAUCAGUGUUGAUGGUGACGAUGACGAUGCCGGUAGCGAUAGAGGAGACGAGGGUGACGAGCAAGAACCCGAGGAUGCAGUUGGUGAUGUCGACCCCCUUGACCCGAAUGCUGUCGACGAAAAGCUUUGGGACGGCAAUGACGAAGAUCAAGACGACAAGAAGGACGCGCCAGAGGACAAGACCAACAAGGAUCUCGGUGCUGACAAUUCCGACAGCAAGGAAGCAGAGUCGGUGCCAAAGGCGGAUGACGCUGGAUCUGCCAAUGACGAUCAGAAGCAGGAGCAGCCAGCUGAAGGAUCUCGCGACGAGCAUCAGAAGGCGGAAGACGACCCGUCACAAGAGCAGACCGCUGCCGAUCAACAAGAUGGGCAAGAUGAGCUUUCCGAGCCCGAAGAUGACGAUGGCGAAGAGGGUCAAGGUGCUGAAGAGAAGGAGAACGAAGAAGCCGAAGCUCAAGGCGAAGGUGGCGGUCGUCAGCUUGAUCAAGAAGCCGAGCAAGGUGACAAUCUCAAUCUCGACGAUGACCUCAACAUGGACGGUGGUGAUGGUGAGAGCGACGGUGACCGCACGGAGGAUGACGACGGUCUCGACGACUUUAGCGACAUCGAGAAGAUGCCUGAUGACGAUCAUCGAGACGACAAGAGUGAUGACAAGACGAUGAAGGAUCUCGUAGAUGACGCAGCUGUUGAAGACAAGAAGCAGACUGAAGAGACUGCUGAAGGUGAAGCAGCUGAAGAGGAAGCUGAGGAAGAUACGAAAGUGGACAAAGAUCAAGGCCAGGACGCCAUGGAUGAAGACGGCGAAGAAGAGGGAUCCGAGCCAGACUCAAAGCACCAGAGACCUGAUAAUGACGAUCCUGCCGGAGGUCAACUGGAUCAAGUCGAUCCUUUUGAUGUUGACGCUGUAGAUCAAGGUGCCGACAAUGGGGGCGAAGACGACUCAGCCAAUCAGCAGCAAUCAUCGCGAUCCCAGCGAGGUAGGCGAGUAGAUGCACGCAACGAUCAGUCUCAGGCCGAGCAAGGCUUGGACAUGGACGAUGCAGCCCAUGCAGCCCCACAAGAGUCGGCAGAGAAACCACCUGCAGCAGGCCAAAACGGAGCUCGAGCGCCCAAGGCCGAGCACGAAGAAACCUCUGCCGAUGCCGAACAGGAUGGUAAGGCUGAAGUGGAUCCCAACCCGCUCCGCCGGAUGGGUGAUGCUUUGGAGCAAUUCCGUCGCAGGCUACAACAGAUCCAGGACGCGCGAGAGGACGAAGAGGACCAAGCAUCUGGCAACAAAGCCGAGCAUGAUGGCGAAGGCUUGCCUGAGGAUGCCGAUGUGGAGCACAUUGCCAACGACGACGCUGCCGAGCUUCAAGCUUUGGGAGCUGCUCAAGAGCAGGACGAAGUACGUAAGCUAGGAGAAUUCGGCAUCGAGGACGAGGACGAAUCUCUUGGCGCCAAGCCACGUGGAACAGAUGUAGACGAGCAAGAAGAGCCAGAGCAGCAUGAAGCGCAGCCUCUUCCUGACCAGCCUGCCAAAGAUCAGCACAACGAGGCUGAUGACGACGGUCAGCAGAAGGCGUUCAUGCCUUCGGACCUCAAGCCGCCUUCUGCACCGUUGGUAUCCGAACAGGAAGCACCGCUUGACCACGAUGGUGACGCCAACAUGGCCGACGAGGUGCAAGUCAUGAAGGAAAUGGACGACGACGAAGCCAUGACUCCGUUGCCGGACGACGUUCGGCAGAAAGCAGACGACGAGGUGCAGCAGCAGCUUGAGGCGUUCCGCGAUGCUGCUUCGUCCGAAGAGCGGCUCGCACGAGCCGGUGACCUCUGGCGAUCCUACGCUUCGCUCACCGCCGAUCUAGCCUUCUCACUAUGCGAGCAGCUGCGUCUCAUUCUUGCUCCCACCUUGGCCACUCGUCUCAAUGGCGACUUCCGCACGGGUAAGCGGCUCAACAUGCGCAAGAUCGUCCCCUUCAUUGCUUCCGAUUUUGCAAAGGACAAGAUUUGGCUGCGACGAACCAAGCCGUCGUCACGCGAGUAUCAAGUGAUGCUGGCUAUCGAUGACAGUCGCAGUAUGGCCGAGUCGCGUUCGGCACACUUGGCAUACCAGACGCUUGCGCUGGUGGCAGGUGCUUUAUCGCGUCUGGAAGUCGGGGAUGUGUCAAUCUGCCGCUUCGGCGAGGAGGUUGAUAGCCUGCACGAUUUCGGCAAAGGCAAUUUCAACGAUCAGAACGGAGCACACGUGAUCGACCGGCUCGGAUUCCAGCAAAGGAAGACCAACGUACUCAAGCUGGUGGAAGAGUCGCUCGAAACGCUGGCUGAGGCACGCUCCUCCAGAUCGUCUUCGUCUGCUUCGCAGGGGGGGGAUCUGUGGCAGCUCGAGAUCAUCAUUUCCGACGGCAUCUGUCAGGACCACGUCAAGCUGCGCUCACUGUUGCGUAGAGCAGCGGAGCAGCGCGUGAUGCUCGUUUUCGUCGUGAUCGACUCGCUGCAGCCGACGCCUGCUGUACCCAGUGGAGCUUCGACACCGGUGGGAAAAUCAGCUGCAGCUCAACAGGGGAGGAGCUCAAUCCUGGACAUGACCAAUGCUUCCUACUACACGGAUGCCAAUGGACGUCUACAGCUCAAGAUGGAACGCUACAUGGACACGUUUCCCUUUGACUACUACGUCGUGGUUCGAGAGGUGGAAGCGCUGCCAGAAGUGUUGUCUGCUACGCUGCGACAGUGGGUGGAGAAGAUUCGUGAGACCGAGUCUUAA
This is a messenger RNA of Mycosarcoma maydis (corn smut), 16296 nucleotides long. RefSeq names its product AAA family ATPase midasin. Lineage: Eukaryota; Fungi; Basidiomycota; Ustilaginomycetes; Ustilaginales. The coding region runs from base 1 to 16296 and encodes 5431 amino acids. The record is from RefSeq and is a predicted model, not a curated record. Gene Ontology annotation, molecular function: ATP hydrolysis activity; ATP binding. Gene Ontology annotation, cellular component: nucleus; preribosome, large subunit precursor. The transcript has a single exon. Gene Ontology annotation, biological process: ribosomal large subunit assembly; rRNA processing.